Molecule: messenger RNA, 1593 nt
Organism: Sporothrix schenckii 1099-18
Lineage: Eukaryota; Fungi; Ascomycota; Sordariomycetes; Ophiostomatales; Ophiostomataceae
Exons: 1
Coding region: 1-1593 (530 amino acids)
Cellular component (GO): Swr1 complex
Molecular function (GO): nucleosome binding
Source: RefSeq, a predicted model, not a curated record
AUGGCCGGUGGCCGCAAGGGAAAGCCUGUGGCGCCGCCACCGCCUGCUCGCACACUUGUCGUCGACAACGGCGCCUACACUAUCAAGGCCGGCUUUGCCGAGGGCGCAUCGUCGGACGCCAAGGCGACGCCCUACGUGAUCCCCAACUGCAUUUCUCGUGACCGACGACGGCGCACCUACAUCGGCUCCGAGCUCACAACCAGCUGCCGCGACUUUGGCGAAGCCGCCUUCCGCCGCCCUGUCGAGAAGGGCUACAUUGUCAACUGGGAAGCACAGCGGGCGAUCUGGGCACAUGAGUUUGGCGAGGCGGCCGAAGCGGGCGGCGGGCGGCUGCAGUGUGACCCCUCGGAGACGCGGCUGCUGUUGACUGAACAACCCAACGCGCUGCCGGCCCUGCAAGCCAACUGCGACCAGAUGGUGUUUGAGGAGUUUCGAUUUGCGAGCUACUACCGGGGCCCGGCAUCACAGUUUAAUGCGUAUCUGGAUUUGAGAAGUGCCACGGCCGCCGCAUCGGUGGUGGCGGAGGCGACGACGGUCACGACGACGAGAACAGCGCCAGCAGGCGAGCCUGUGCCGACCGACAACGGUGUCACGCACACCGCCAAUGCCACACCUGACGCAAAGACUGAGGCAGAGGCAGCUGCAGACAACGCACCUCUGACGACGCCCACCCCUACGACAACCGGCACGGGCGCCGCGGAGAUUCGCCUCGUCAUCGAUGCAGGCUACUCUUUUACGACCGUGACGCCCGUGCUACACGGCCGCCCGGUCCACCGCGCCGUCCGCCGCCUCGAUGUUGGCGGCAAGCUGCUCACAAACUACCUGACCAAACUGCUAUCGGUCCGCCACUACGACAUGCGCCACGACACGUACAUUGUCAAUGAGAUGAAGGAAAAGGCCUGCUAUGUGGCGCUCGACUUUGCCACCGACCUCGAAAAGACCUGGAAGGGCUCGCGCGUGCAGCUAGGCGAGGUGGGUGUCGGCGACGCCAAGAGGCGGCGGCUCGAUGUGUUUCGGGGCGGCAGCGACGGCAUCGCCAAAGAGUAUGUGCUGCCAGACUACCACGCGCGUGCCGAGGGCAUCGUGCGGGACUACGACGCGGCGGCCGUGGCGGCGCGCCAGAAGCAGGCCAAGGACUUUGGCGCCGCCGCGUCCGCCGCCACGGAAGACGUCCUGGUCCUCCGCAACGAACGCUUCGCCGUGCCCGAGCUGCUGUUCAACCCGACCGACAUCGGCCUCCAGCAGCCCGGCCUGCCCGACCUCGUCGCCCAGUCGGUCCACGCCCUGCCCGUCGGCCUGUGGCCCGCGCUGCUCGCCAACAUUGUCGUCGUCGGUGGCUGCACCGACCUGCCCGGGUUCGUGCAGCGCCUGCAGCAGGAGAUCCAGACGCGCAUGCCGGACGAUCUGGUGGUGCGCGUGACGCGGCCCGCGGACCCAACAUUGUGUACCUGGCGCGGGGCCGCACGGUUUGCAACGCUCCCCGAGAAUGCGGCGACCGUGAACCGCGUGUGUGUUACCAAACAAGAGUACGACGAGCACGGCGCUGGGUGGGUGGCGCGCAAGUUUGCGGCCGGGCUCGGCGGGAUUGACUGA